This is a messenger RNA of Spea bombifrons (plains spadefoot toad), 711 nucleotides long. RefSeq lists its product as uncharacterized. Gene Ontology annotation, cellular component: extracellular region. Bases 1 to 711 code for a protein of 236 amino acids. The record is from RefSeq and is a predicted model, not a curated record. The transcript is spliced from 6 exons. Gene Ontology annotation, biological process: humoral immune response; T cell activation involved in immune response; defense response. NCBI's taxonomy places the organism in Eukaryota, Metazoa, Chordata, Amphibia, Anura, Pelobatidae. Gene Ontology annotation, molecular function: cytokine activity; type I interferon receptor binding.
AUGAGGUCUGUUGGGUCUGGAGAUGGAAGAAUUAACAGGGAACCACGACUUUCUAUCAGAUUAGAGAUCCCUCUGAGCAGAAGAAAAAGACUGGAAGGUGGAAUUUGGGUAAAGGGGAAGAAAAUGAGGGUGACAAUGUAUCACACAGCUCCAUGGAGAGUUCUUUUCUUGCUAAGUCUUAUCGCCGUCAUCUAUUGCCAAAGCUGCAAAUGGCUCCGACCUCAACAAGAGUAUCUGAACAAGAUGAUCCUUCAGAACUUCAAAAUGAUGCAUCAUGUUGAAGCAUCUCAUGAUGAGUGCAUUAACAGCUCCCCAACCCUUCCUAAUACUGAGUCUCUCUUCAACAUAUCACAGGUGGAAGAGGCAGCCAUUGCUGUGCAUGAAUUCACCAACCAAACUAUCUGGUUCUACGGAAAGCAACACGAGAGACUCCAUUGCCAGGAGAACAUCUGGAAGAGACUCCAAGACCUUCUCCAUUAUCUAGGAAGCCAGGUGGCAGACUGUGUUCCAACAAAGGUAGAAAAUCCUACCAUCAAGCAACAAAUAUCAGAAUAUUUUUCCAUACUAGACAAGACCGUCAGUGAGCAGGAUAAUUCAUGCACUCGCAGUUUUGUUCAGUUUAACAUCAAACGGAAUCUACAACUGGCUAUGCAGCUUUCAUCCCGUAUGAGAAGAAGACAUCUCCUGAAUGAAAGUCAUGUAGUCUCAUAA